Molecule: messenger RNA, 1513 nt
Organism: Rattus norvegicus (Norway rat)
Lineage: Eukaryota; Metazoa; Chordata; Mammalia; Rodentia; Muridae
Source: RefSeq, a predicted model, not a curated record
AUGUCAGAAACUGAACGUAGUGAGAGAUUAGACGCGCGUAAGAAAAAGGACGUCCUGAGAAAGAAAAAGAGCCCUCCCAUUAAGUCCGCGGAUAAGGGAGUGUUAAAGCUUUCAGAUUCCGGCACUUCCCUCUCUACACAGCAACCGGGAGGGGGAGCCAGCAUAUACCCUGUGAAAGAGCUAGAAGCACUGAACCUCGACAGUUCUGAUAGCUCUGAGAAUGGAAUCUUAGAUUCAGAGGAGGAGGCCGAGUUAGAUGAGGAAGCAGCUAGAUAUGAGGAAGAGAAAUAUCACCCCGAGGAACAAAAGAAAGGUAAUAAAAAGCUUCUGCCGCGGCAGUCGCCAACCGCACCCCCUCCGUAUGAGGCACGCUCUUGCGCAUUCUCUUUAGUCCCCGAUAGGGUGAGAAGGAAGCUGCGCAUGACGUUCCCGGUCUUUGAAACGCAGGAGGGUGAGCGGGUUCAUGCCCCAGUCGAAUAUAACCAAAUAAAAGAGCUGGCGGAGUCUGUCAGAAAGUACGGAGUUACAGCCAAUUUCACCCUAACCAUUCUUGAAAGGCUGGCCCUAAAUUAUUUGACACCCGCCGAUUGGCAGAUGAUUGCAAAAGCGACCUUUGUGAACAUGGGCCAAUAUAUGGAAUGGAAAGCGCUUUGGUAUGAGGCGGCUCAAACACAGGCCAGAGCUAAUGCCACGGCGUUAACGCCUGAGCAGCGAGAAUGGACGUUUGAACUCUUGACAGGACAGGGUCGCUUUGCAGCGGACCAAGCUAAUUACCAUUGGGGCGCUUAUAUUCAAGUCUCCAGCUCGGCCAUUACGGCCUGGAAGGCACUCACUAGGAAAGGCGGGGCCGAUAAUCAACUUACUCGUGUCAUCCAGGGACCUCAGGAACCGUUCUCAGACUUCGUAGCCAGAAUGACAGAAACUGCUGGACGAAUAUUUGGUGAUGCAGAGCAAGCAGCACCGCUCAUAGAACAGCUCGUUUACGAGCAAGCCACCCAGGAAUGCCGGGCGGCUAUAGCACCCAGAAAAAACAAAGGAUUACAGGACUGGCUCAGAGUCUGCAGAGAACUCGGCGGGCCUCUUACUAACGCAGGCUUGGCGGCCGCCAUUCUCCAGUCCCAGCAACGCCCCCUUAAAGGGACAGAUACAAGAUCAUGUUUUCGAUGUGGAAAAAUGGGCCAUUUAAAAAGAGACUGUAGGAUAACCAAGGGAGACAGGAGGCCUGCAACUAUCUGUGCCCGAUGUGGCAAGGGCUACCAUAGGCCUGACCAGUGCCGCUCAGUGAGGGAUAUUAAGGGAAAAUUACUCCCUCCCUUGGAAGCUCAGCCUAAUGAGAUGUCAAAAAACGGAUCGUUGGGCCCCCGGUCCCAGGGCCCUCAAAGAUAUGGGAACCGCUUUCAGAAAGCCAUGACCCUGACAGAGGAGACUCCCCAAGAGGUGACACAAAAUUGGACCUGUGUGCCGCCUCCGACUUCUUUCUAAUGCCCCAGAUGGGCAUUCAGCCAAUUCCUGC